This is a messenger RNA of Calliphora vicina (urban bluebottle blowfly), 961 nucleotides long. RefSeq lists its product as uncharacterized. The coding region runs from base 62 to 961 and encodes 299 amino acids. NCBI's taxonomy places the organism in Eukaryota, Metazoa, Arthropoda, Insecta, Diptera, Calliphoridae. The transcript has a single exon. The record is from RefSeq and is a predicted model, not a curated record.
UAGGAUUGAUUGGGAUGGUCUUCUACUUGCAUUGUCUGAAUUUGAUUUAAAUAACUAUUUAAUGUCUAAUGAUGUGGAACUUCAAAGCUCAGUUUUGAGUAGUUUGAUUAAUUCUCUUUAUAAUUUUGUUCCUGUGGUGAGAAGGAGAAUUCGGCAGGAUGAUAAUAGUUGGAUGAAUUCAAGAGACAUUUUGCUUGCUACAUCAUUGAGAAAUUUGGCUUAUUCAGCUUUUCUUUCUGAUAAGUCUACCUUUAAUUGGAAUGUCUACUGUAGGUAUCGAAACAGGGCGAAGAAUGUUAUUCGUAGGGAAAAAAGGAGAUUCUACACUAGUUUAUUCUCUGGUCUUGAUGGACCUGGUUUGUGGAGGGUUUUGAAAGGGUCUGGAGUCAUGGGGAGUAACGAGCGGGUAUGCGAUUUAAAUGUAGAUGAUAUCAACAAUUACUUUGUUAAUGUUAUUCCUUCUAGUAAUAAUGACAUUAAUUUCGAUUUUGGUUCUUUUGAAAAUGUUGAUGGAUCAUUCUCGUUUAGAUGUGUGAGUGAAUAUGAGUUUUAUGAGGCGGUUUGUAGGGUCAAGUCUAGAUCUGUUGGUGUAGAUUUGAUUCCUAUUCGUUUUUUUAAAACUAUUUAUCCUUACAUAUCCCGCAUUAUUACUCAUCAUGUUAAUACAAUAUUAACUACCUCAGUUUUUCCUUCAGCAUGGAAGACAGCUCGUGUUGUGCCAAUACCUAAAUCCGGAAAUGGUAGAGGAUUUGAAGAUUUGAGACCAAUUUCUAUUCUUCCUUCUUUAUCUAAAGCAGUGGAGCAUAUCAUGAAAGAUCAGAUACUCUCAUUUACUAAUGAACGCAUUGUUGGUUCACAAUAUGCUUUUCGUCGUGGCCAUAAUACAACAUCUCUUUUGCUUAACAUGACUGAUUUUUGGCACUUAUUUCUCUUGAUUUGGCUAAGGCUUUCAAUUCUGUGA